AUGUCCUCGUUCAGAGGGCUCAAACACUUCAUACCACCCAGACUCUUUACAGUCUGCAAAUACACCAUCUUAACAGGCUUAACCGGUGCCGCAAGCUGGCAGCUGUGGUCACGACACUGCUACUUUGAGCCCUUCGGCCCUGAAAGUGAUCCUUUGUUUCAGAGCAAGUCUUUUCAGAGAUUUAAUCCCAAUCAAAGUCCCUCCUUAGAUGAUUCGUGCGUACGGAAGGUUCAGCUAUCGGAAGUAAAACCCGAACUAGUCGAGGACUAUCUCAAUGGUGGCUCAAAGCUUCUAGAACGAUUUUGUGGAGGUGUUUGGGGCGGAUAUGGCUACGCAGUCCAACGGAGGAUCCUCACAUUGCUAUGCAAGGAUGAAACCAAUACUUCUAUGCUAUGGAGUAAGGAGCAGUUGCUUCGUAGCUCUUAUGACGAAGGGACUGUCGUCACAGAUCAUUUCAUCGUUCUGGAGAAGACUCCUAGAUCUAUCGUCAUGCGGGGUGGAACGUCCCCGACGGAGGACCCAGAUACACCCCGUGAGAUGGAUAAUAGUUCAGAAAUCACCGUUGACAUCGACAUCAAGCAAGAGGUGGCUGAGUUCCGACUGAAGAAUAUUUUCUUCAAUGGUGUCGAGCACACAACGGAGGCACUGUUUCCACCUCCUGUGGUAUGGCUGCAUUUUCAGUAUUGUAAGCUGCUGGUCGAGGCUGGGGUUAGUCAUUGUGUGGGAUAG
Aspergillus bombycis is the source of this 729-nucleotide messenger RNA. RefSeq lists its product as uncharacterized. The transcript is spliced from 3 exons. Lineage: Eukaryota; Fungi; Ascomycota; Eurotiomycetes; Eurotiales; Aspergillaceae. Bases 1 to 729 code for a protein of 242 amino acids. The record is from RefSeq and is a predicted model, not a curated record.